This is a messenger RNA of Mytilus trossulus (common blue mussel), 2822 nucleotides long. Its product is annotated as WD repeat-containing protein 36-like. Gene Ontology annotation, biological process: rRNA processing. Bases 109 to 2790 code for a protein of 893 amino acids. The record is from RefSeq and is a predicted model, not a curated record. Gene Ontology annotation, molecular function: protein binding. The transcript has 20 exons. Gene Ontology annotation, cellular component: Pwp2p-containing subcomplex of 90S preribosome; small-subunit processome. Lineage: Eukaryota; Metazoa; Mollusca; Bivalvia; Mytilida; Mytilidae.
CUGUACUUCCGGUUUGAGUUUCAAGCACAUGUUUUUUGUUUACAAAAUUAUUUUCCCUAAAAGUCUGUGAACAUGAAAUAAUUUGUAUGAACUGUUUAUGUGACAACCAUGCCAGCAAGUAAAAUAUUCACAGGAUUCAGAGCUCUAGGAUACGUUAGCAAUCAUAUCCCGCUUCAAGUUCGCCACCACAGAAAGCAUAAGGAAAACUAUGUUAUCACUUGUGUUGGGAAAUCCUUUCACACUUACAAUAGUUCUAAGUUAGGAAUUGUUAGCAUCAGUAAUACACAUCCAGAUGAUAUAUCUUGUCUAGCUGUUGAUGCUAAUUUAGUAUUUACUGGGUGUCGUAAUAAAGUUCAAGCAUUUCAGAGAGGAAAACAGGUAUUACGUACCUAUGAAGGACAUGAAUACCCAGUCCAUCUGUUGUUACCGUUUGGGAAUCACUUAAUCUCUGUAGACACAGAUAGUAAUGUUAAAGUAUGGGACAUACACUCAGAAGGAGUGUAUUUGGAUAUGAACUUUGACAACUCAGGUUUCCAGGUGACAGCUAUAAUGCAUCCACAUACCUAUCUCAAUAAAUUAGUGCUGGGAAGUAAACAAGGAUCCCUGCAGUUAUGGAAUAUUAAACAAGAUAAGAUGUUAUAUGUGUUUGAGGGAUGGAAUAGUGCAGUAACAUGUCUGGAGCAGUCUCCAGCCAUGGAUGUAAUAGCCAUAGGACUUGCUGAUGGUCAGAUUAUCAUACAUAAUCUUAAGUUUGAUGAAACUGUGAUGAAAUUUAGACAAGACUGGGGACCAGUUACUACAAUAGCUUUCAGAACAGAUGGCCACCCAAUGAUGGUGACAGGAAGUACAAUAGGCCAUAUUGCAUUAUGGGACUUAGAAUCUAAAAAAUUGAAAAGUCAAAUUAGAAAUGCACAUGAAGGAGCUGUUGUUGGUAUGCAAUGUUUACCAAAUGAACCUCUAAUGGUUACCAAUGCAGCUGACAAUUCUUUAAAGGUUUGGAUAUUUGAUCAACCAGAUGGGGGUGGAAGGUUAUUAAGACAAAGGUCAGGUCAUUCAGCUCCACCAAACAAAGUUCAACACUAUGACAACAAUGGGAAAAACAUCCUUAGUGCAGGUCAAGACAGUACUUUAAGGUCAUUUUCUGUGACCCAUGACAAACACAACAAAAGUUUAGGAAGGGCGUCAUAUGACAAGAAAGAAACUAAAAAGACAGGAUUAAAGAAAGAUAGAUAUAUGAUGCCUCCUAUCACACAGUUUUCAUCAGAUACCAGUAGACAGAGUGAUUGGGAUAACAUAGCAGCAUGUCAUCGUGGGAAAUGUUUGGUAACUACAUGGAGUUAUCAGAGGUCCACAAUGGGUUCCUUUAAACUGAAACAUCCUAGGUUUGAUGAGGAUCCAAAAUUAAAACUAGCUACAGCAUUGUGUACUGAUAUAAGUCCUUGUGGUAAUUUUGUGGUAAUUGGAUACAGCACUGGUCAUGUGGAUAACUAUAAUCUUCAGUCUGGAAUACAUAGAGGCUGUUAUGGAGAGACUAUAGCACAUAACUGCAGUGUAAGAGGUAUUGCCAUAGAUGGGUUAAGCCAAAUCACAAUUACAGCAGGUCUGGAUGGUGAAGUCAAAUUCUGGAAAUUUAAACAGAAAAAUCUGAUAGAUUCAUGUCACCUGAAAUGUUGUAUAUCUGAUAUAUUGUUACAUAGAGAAAGUUCUAUGCUGGCAGUGUCACUUGAUGACUUUAGAGUUAUGAUAAUAGAUAUAGACACACGUAAAAUCGUAAGGACAUUUCAAGGACAUCACAAUGCUGUCACAGAUAUGACCUUCAGUCCUGAUGCUAGAUGGUUGAUUACUGCUAGUAUGGAUUCUACAGUGAGAACUUGGGACCUGCCCACAGGAAAACUUAUCGACUGUUUCCUGCUCAGUUCAGCAGCGACAUCACUGAGCCUUUCACCUACAGGGGAUUUUCUAGCCACAUCACAUGUAGAUGAUAUAGGUGUUUACCUGUGGUCUAACAUGACAUUGUACACCUUUGUCGCAUUGAGACCUCUCCCGGAGGAUUACGAACCUGACACAUUAGAUCUGCCAGCUACCCAAUAUGAAAAUAAAAAAGCAGACGAAGACGAUGAAAAAGAGGAUAUGGAAAUGGAUGACUACGACCUGUCUGAAUUUAAAUCUCCAGAACAAAUAUCUGAUGAACUUAUAACAUUAUCAUUAUUACCUAAUUCAAGGUGGCAAAACCUACUCAAUUUAGACAUUAUUAAGAAAAGGAACAAACCUAAAGAAGCUCCCAGAGCCCCAAAGUCUGCACCAUUCUUUAUACCAACUAUAGCAGGACUUGAACCUAAGUUUGCCAAUAUUACAGAUGAUACAGAAAAAGAGAUAAAAUCCAGGAUAACUAUUGGUAAUCUAGAACCUCUGUCAGAGUUGGGGAAAGCAUUGACUGCUGAUGGAUUAGAUUAUGACAAAAUACUAAACAGAUUCAAGGAACUAGGACCAUCUGCUAUUGACCUUGAAAUAAGGUCAUUGUCACCAGAAGGAGGAGGAUCUAUAGAAGCCAUGGAAAGAUUCUUAAUGUUCUGUAAUCAUGUCCUUAAUUCUAAAAAUAACUUUGAAAUAAUUAAUGCAUACCUAGGACUUUUUCUUAAGGUUCAUGGUGAUACAAUAGCAAGCAACCCUACAUUGUGUUCAGUUUUAGAAACUUUAAGUUCAUGCCAUUUACAGACAUGGAGAAAUUUACAAGAUUUAUUUACACAAAACACUUGCAUGGUCAAUUAUCUCAGAACUGCUACACUUUAAAUUGUUGGAAUUUUAAUUAAAAAAUUAGAAAA